Molecule: messenger RNA, 4212 nt
Organism: Puma concolor (puma)
Lineage: Eukaryota; Metazoa; Chordata; Mammalia; Carnivora; Felidae
Source: RefSeq, a predicted model, not a curated record
AUGGACGCUGAGAGCGGCAGCAGCAGCAGCGGUCCGGCUCCCGGCCCGGGUCCGGAAGAGGAGCAGCAGCCCAAGGAGGAACCCUUGGCCCCAGACGGCAGCUCCCCGGACAGGUCCCAAAGCAAGGCUGUGGCCCCUGAGGCAAGCCCAGAGAAGAGCUGCUCUCUCCACAGCUGCCCCCUUGAGGAACCUUCCAGUUCUUCAGGACCCCAACCAGCGACUUCCACCCUCCAGCCUGGGGGCCCGUCCAGCCCCUUGGCCCCUGCACACUUCACCUAUCCCAAGGCACCACAGGAAUACCGGGGGGACAGUUCCCUGCCAGGGCUUGGGGACCGGGCAGCUCUAUGCUCCCAUGGCUCUAGCCUCAGCCCUUCUCCAGCCCCCUCACAGCGAGAUGGGGCCUGGAAGCCACCAUCCGUGCAGCACCAUGUGGUCAGUGUCAGGCAGGAACGGGCCUUCCAGAUGCCAAAGAGCUAUUCCCAGCUGAUUGCCGAGUGGCCGGUGGCCAUGCUGCUGCUGUGUCUGGCUGUCAUCCUCCUCUGCACCCUGGCUGGACUGUUGGGGGACCGACUGCCCGACUUCUCCAAGCCCUUGCUGGGUUUUGAGCCUCGAGACACAGACAUUGGGCGCAAGCUAGUGGUCUGGAGAGCACUGCAAGCCCUCACAGGCCCCAGGAAGCUGCUUUCUCUUUCCCCAGACUUUGAGCUGAACAGCUCAAACCCCCACACCACUCUGAGCCCCACACCCUGGAGCAGUGCCCAGGAGGGCUUGGUCCGGCCUCGAAGGAUGGUGGAACCCCUGGAAGACAGAGGGCAGGAGGACUUCUUUUGUGGUCCCCCUGGUAAGCUGCAGCCUAGCCAGUUCUUGCCUUUCAUGGUGGUCCCCUUCCUACCUACUAGAACAGGAGGGCUCGGGAGAACAAAUCUCUCUCCUGCUGUGUGUGCUGUACAGAUCCGCUCCCAUACCCGCUUUGGGGCUCUGUGCCAGCGAACGGAAGCCAACAAGUGCUGUCCCAGCUGGUCCCUGGGCAACUAUGUGGCCGUGCUCUCCAACCGCUCCUCCUGCCUGGACACGACCCAAGCGGAUGCAGCCCGAACACUGGCCCUUCUGCGGGCCUGUGCCAUCUACUACCACCGCGGUGCCCUGGUGCCCUCUUGUCUGGGCCCCGGGCAGGACAAGCCCCUGCACUGCGCCCAGGUUCCCACCAAGUGCUCUCGGAGCAGUGCCGUCUACCAACUCCUCCACUUUCUGCUGGACAGGGACUUCCUGAGCCCCCAGACUGCUGACUACCAGGUGCCCUCCCUCAAGUACAGCCUGCUCUUCCUGCCCACUCCAAAGGGUGCCUCUAUGAUGGGCAUCUACCUGGACCGCCUAGCCACCCCCUGGGGGCUCUCUGACAACUACACAUCCAUCACUGGCAUGGACCUGGGCCUCAAGCAGGAGCUGCUGAGGCACUACCUGGUCCAGGACACGGUGUACCCCUUGCUGGCCCUGGCUGCCAUCUUCCUCAGCAUCGCCCUCUACUUGCGCUCCCUCUUCCUCACACUCAUGGUGCUGCUGGGGGUGCUGGGCUCCCUCCUGGUUGCCUUCUUUCUUUACCGUGUGGCCUUCCGCAUGGCCUACUUUCCCUUCGUCAAUCUGGCAGCCUUCGUCCUGCUCAGCAGCGUCUGCGUCAACCACACCCUCAUCUUCUUCGACCUGUGGCGCCUCAGCAAGAGCCAGCUGCCCUCCGGGGGGCUGGCACAGCGCGUGGGCCGCACCAUGCACCAUUUCGGCUACCUGCUGCUGGUCUCGGGCCUCACCACGGCCGCGGCCUUUUAUGCCAGCUACCUGAGCCGUCUGCCGGCCGUACGCUGCUUCGCCCUCUACAUGGGCACGUCCGUGCUGGCGCACCUGGCGCUCACGCUGGCCUGGCUGCCCUCCGCCGCCGUGCUCCACGAGCGCUACCUGGCCCGCGGCUGUGCGUCCCGGGCGCAGGGCCCGUGGGGCGGCAGUGCGCCCCGGCGGCUGGCGCUGGCGCUGCACCGGCGGCUCCGCGGCCUUCGGAGGGCGGCGGCCAGCACCUCGCGCCUGCUCUUCCAGCGCCUGCUGCCCUGUGGGGUCAUCAAGUUCCGCUACAUCUGGAUCUGCUGGUUCGCCGCGCUGGCGGCAGGGGGCGCCUACAUCGCCGGCGUUAGCCCCCGUCUGCGGCUGCCCACUCUGCCGCCGCCCCGCGGCCAGGUCUUCCGGCCUAGCCACCCCUUCGAGCGCUUCGACGCGGAGUACCGCCAGCAGUUCCUGUUUGAGCGGCUGCCUCAGGGCGAGGGCGGCCACAUGCCUGUGGUUUUGGUGUGGGGCAUCCUGCCCGUGGACACUGGCGACCCGCUGGACCCUCGCAGCAACAGCUCCCUGGUGAGUGACCCUGCCUUCUCUGCCAGCGGUCCCGAGGCCCAGCGCUGGCUGCUGGCGCUCUGCCACGAAGCUCGGAAUCAGAGCUUCUUUGGUGUCCAACCCGAGGGCUGGCCCACGCUGUGCUUCAUGGAGGCCCUCCAGCGCUGGGUGGAGAGUCCUGCUUGUGCCCGCCUGGGGCCUGGCCUCUGCUGUGGCCACUCAGGCUUCCCUUGGGCACCCCAGCUUUUCCUGCACUGCCUCAAGAUGAUGGCUCUGGAGCAAGGCCCCAACAGCACCCGUGACCUAGGACCCCGCUUCAAUAGCCAGGGCGGCUUGGCUGCCCUGGUUCUGCAGUUCCAGACUAACUUCCAGUACAGUACAGAUUACAGCCAAGCACACCACUUCUAUGCUGAAGUCAGCCAGUGGCUGGCAGGGGAGCUGGGCAGAGCACCUCCCGGCCUCCACCGGGGUUGGUUUACCAGCCAUCUGGAGCUGUACAGCCUGCAACACAGCCUGAGCACAGAACCUGCUGUGGUGCUGGGCCUGGCUCUGGCGCUGGCGUUUGCCACACUGCUGCUGGGCACCUGGAACGUUCCGCUUAGCCUGUUCUCCGUGGCAGCGGUGGCAGGCACCGUACUACUCACCGUGGGGCUCCUGGUUCUACUCGAAUGGCAGCUCAACACUGCCGAAGCCCUCUUUCUCUCUGCUUCCGUGGGCCUCUCAGUAGACUUCACUGUCAACUACUGCAUCUCCUAUCACCUGUGCCCACACCCCGACCGCCUGAGCCGCGUGGCCUUCUCGCUGCGCCAGACCAGCUGUGCCACGGCUGUGGGGGCCGCGGCCCUGUUUGCAGCCGGUGUGCUCAUGCUGCCUGCCACGGUGCUGCUCUAUCGCAAGCUGGGCAUUGUCCUCAUGAUGGUCAAGUGCGUCAGCUGUGGCUUUGCCAGCUUCUUCUUCCAAUCUCUGUGCUGUUUCUUUGGACCAGAGAAGAACUGUGGGCAGAUCCUCUGGCCUUGUGCCCACCUGCCAUGGGAUGCUGGGAAUGGGGAGCCUAGUGGGGAAAAGGCAGGCCGCCCAAGAUCAGGGCCAGUGGGAAAGGCACCCGGAUCCUGCUCGGAACAAUACGAGCUACAGCCCCUGGCACGGCGCCGGAGUCCCAGCUUUGACACCAGCACAGCCACUAGCAAACUGUCCCACCGGCCCUCGGUGCUCUCUGAGGAUCUACAGCUGCAUGAUGGCCCCUGCUGCCCCCGGCCCCCACCGGCCCCUGCCUCCCCAAGGGAGCUGUUCCUGGACCACCAGGCAGUCUUCAGCCAGUGCCCGGCCCUGCAGACCUCCUCCCCCUAUAAGCAGGCUGGCCCCAGCCCCAAAACCCAAGCCAGGCAGGACUCCCAAGGGCAGAAGGCUGAGCCCGUGCAGGCCUCACCAGAAGCCUCGGCCCACCCUCCCAAGCCCAAGGCCGUGGAGCCUCCGGAUUGCCUCUGCUCCUCAGCUAGCACCCUGGAGGGGCUCAGCGUCUCUGACGAGACCUGCCUAAGCACCUCUGAGCCCAGUGCCCGAGUGCCAGAUUCUGUGGGUGCCUCCCCAGAGGACCUGGACGAAACAGAGCAAACGGUACCUGAGCGGGGCCAGCUGAAUGAGAAGCGAGACACCCUAUGGCUGGCACUGAGGGAGACCGUGUAUGAUCCGUCGCUGCCUGCCUCCCACCAGAGCAGCUCCUCCUGGAAGGGCCGUGGGGCACCAGGGGAUGGCAGCCCUGUGGUGCUGCCCAACAGCCAGCCAGAUCUGCCAGAUGUUUGGCUACGCAGGCCCAGCACCCACACUUCAGGCUACAGUAGCUGA